AUGGCAAUAAGUGGAUCGCGGGAUGAUUCUACUAAUUGGUUAUGUGGGAAACUUUCUAGUGAACAACCUUUGAGAGAGAAUUUAGGUUUUAUUGUUCUGGAUUGCUUAAGAACGUUACCAAAUUCAAAAAUUAGAAACGAACACAGUGAGAUCACACACUAUACUAAUUUCCUUGAUCGCAUAAUGAGAGGACUCUUUAAUAAUCCCGAUAAAUACAUAGUACAAUGGCCGAAUACGGCCUUAAAUGAAAGCAAAACUAGAAAAUUUGAAGGUCGCACUAAACAGCCUGACUUCACAGUUUCCAUUAUUUGUCAGUUACAGACAAGUGCUACCUUAUUUGUGGGUGAAGUUAGCCCUCCAUCAAAAAAGGGGGAUGUAUAUAAAAACUGUAACGAUCUUAUCCGCCUUGGUGUGUUUAUGAAAGAUAUCCUAGAUUCAUCUGUUGAUAAAGGCGCCGAUAUAAAAGUUCUGGGAUUCCAGUGUAUUGAUUAUAAAGUUGACUAUUACAUAAUGGAUCUUGUUAAAGGAAUUUAUAUUAUGCUUCAUGUCGGUCAGGUUUCUAUUCCAGUAUCCUUAAAGGAUAUGUCGUCUUUUGUGGAUGAUAUAGAAUUAUCUUUAAGAAUACAAGAUAUUUUUCGCGAAUCUUAUGAAAAUUUCUAUCCCAAGCUUUGUAAUCCAGGAUCAUUGACGGAAAAGGCAACAUUCAAAAAAAAACACACUUUGCACACCUAA
This is a messenger RNA of Funneliformis mosseae, 732 nucleotides long. The record is from the annotation of a GenBank genome assembly. Lineage: Eukaryota; Fungi; Glomeromycota; Glomeromycetes; Glomerales; Glomeraceae.